AUGGUUGGUGUCGCGGGCAAGUCGAAAGCAUGCAGAACGUGCAAGAAGAGGAGGAUCAAGUGUGACGAGGGCAAGCCGACGUGCGAGAGGUGCAAGAAGAGCGGUUACGCAUGUGCUGGUUACAGUACCGGAUUACAGUUCAUUAACACAUCAACCGCGCCCUUCAAUCAGCCCACAUCAAACCAAUCAUCCGCACCAAUCCAACUCGUCGGUAACACGCCCGUCAGAGUCGUGCCCCGGAUACGCACUGCCGAGCUGCCCAUGGAGCUCAGCCUGGCAGCCUUCCAAUCCGAAGUCUGCACCGCGUUUAUGCUGCACAAUUUCGUGUGGAAGACGUACGGGAACGGCUGGUUGGAACCGGCAGCGCAGGAGCUGCUCGAUCAGUUGAGCACGCAGGCUGUGCGGGCGCUGUCGGGCAUCUUCUUUGGCAUCUUCCAUCAUAAGGAGGAUAUUCAGUUACAGGCUUGUUUGCAUUAUGGGAAGGUACUUGCACAGUUGCGGAUGAGAUUGGCGGAGCCGAGCGGGGAGGGGGUGGAGAGGAUGAUAAUCCCGGUGCUGGUGCUGUUGAUGCAUGCUUCAUACGAAGAAGAUCAAGCGGCCGCAGUCUCGCAUGUAAAGGGGCUUAUCAUGCUGCUGCAGGUCGCGGGACCCUUCCGCUUUCAGAAUGUUCCAGCGACGUCCUUCAUCCUCGCCCGCCAACCCCUCUUUCUGGCCUCCGAGGAGUGGAAAACCAUCCCCUGGGCCCUCGACCCGGCGUCAAAAAGCCAGCAAAACCACCUCACAGACAUCCUCGUCGACAUCCCCGGCCUGCUCUUCCGCGCCGGCGAGUUACAGCACAAUAAUGACGACCCAUCGGCUCGCUUGGCGCAUCUCGAGCGCGUGAAAGCAACUCUCUUCUUCCUCUACUGCUGGCGCUACACCUGGGAGCUUCUCAAUCCGGACGCGGCAUACGAGACUAAACCCACAGCGGCGGAAGCGAAGACACGAGUUAUUGCUCGCCGAUUACACUUCCGCGGGAGCCACGAAAACGCCGCCGAGAUACUGCUCUACAACGCCAUCCAGCUCUUUCUCCUAGGCCUGAUCGAGCCCCUCUCUGAUCUCACCACCACCGCAGCAGACACCACCAUCGCCCAGCAGACCGCCUUCCUCGCCGCUACAGCAACAUCCUUCCCGCUGUCCACGCAUCCCCGCGGAGCGCUCCUCCUCCCCGACGACGUGGAUACGCUACGGGACCUCGCCAUCGAAAUAUGCCGCGCCUUCGAAUUCCAAAUGCACGCGCCCGAAAAGAGCCGCGGUAGCAAUCUCUUCUUCCUGUUCCCGCUCGGCAUUGCAUACGAGAUGCUCAAGGCGGAUGCAGACUAUAAGGCUUGGAUGAAGGGCAUGCUGGAUAGGACGCCUGUGACAAGCGGGUAUGCUGUGGGUAGGAAUAGAUGGUUUGGGAAGUACUAUUUCCCGAAGAGGAAGUGA
Molecule: messenger RNA, 1467 nt
Organism: Trematosphaeria pertusa
Lineage: Eukaryota; Fungi; Ascomycota; Dothideomycetes; Pleosporales; Trematosphaeriaceae
Exons: 5
Coding region: 1-1467 (488 amino acids)
Biological process (GO): regulation of DNA-templated transcription
Molecular function (GO): DNA-binding transcription factor activity, RNA polymerase II-specific; zinc ion binding
Source: RefSeq, a predicted model, not a curated record